Messenger RNA from Myzus persicae (green peach aphid), 651 nucleotides. Its product is annotated as putative nuclease HARBI1. The record is from RefSeq and is a predicted model, not a curated record. The transcript has 2 exons. Lineage: Eukaryota; Metazoa; Arthropoda; Insecta; Hemiptera; Aphididae. Bases 1 to 651 code for a protein of 216 amino acids.
AUGGCACACGGGACACAGACGAACACCAGGUUGGAUUGGCUCUUAAUGAAACCUUUAAAUAGACUUUCUUCUAAUUUUAAAAGUUGUGGACCUAAUGCUGAAUACUACAGAAACCGAAAAGGAUACUUUUCAUUGAAUAUACAAACUGUAUCAUGUCCUGACUUAAAAAUCAUGGAUGUUGUAGCACGCUGGCCAGGAUCAUGUCAUGACUAUACAAUACUCAAGAAAUCAAGGUUUUUUAACAGGUUAAACAGUGGUGAAUGGGGAAACAGUUUGAAAGUAGCUGACAGUGGCUAUGCAAAUUCUCUACGGAUUGUUACACCUUUCAUAAAUCCAAGAAACGACAUUGAAGAACUAUAUAAUGAGUCGAUCAUUAGGACUAGGAAUCCUGUCGAAAGAUCUUAUGGUGUUCUAAAACGAAGAUUUCCAAUAUUAUCUUUUGGAUCACGGUUGAAAUUACAAACUACUCAAGCUGUUAUUGUAGCCUGUUGUGUCUUACAUAACAUAGCUAUUGAUAAUAAAGACACAGAUCCACCAGCUCUACUAGAUAUAGUUUUACCAGAUAUUAAAAAUAUGAACAUAAUAGAACACCAUAUUGAUGAAGGAAAUGCAAGACAACAAUUAAUAGAUGAAUACUUUUCACAUCUUUAA